This is a messenger RNA of Hippoglossus stenolepis (Pacific halibut), 2208 nucleotides long. RefSeq names its product galactosidase, beta 1-like (gene glb1l). The record is from RefSeq and is a predicted model, not a curated record. Gene Ontology annotation, molecular function: beta-galactosidase activity. Gene Ontology annotation, biological process: carbohydrate metabolic process. Bases 176 to 2059 code for a protein of 627 amino acids. Gene Ontology annotation, cellular component: vacuole. The transcript has 16 exons. NCBI's taxonomy places the organism in Eukaryota, Metazoa, Chordata, Actinopteri, Pleuronectiformes, Pleuronectidae.
GCCGCUGGUCACGUGGCCUCAGCAUUGAACAGACAUGCGGGGAAGGAGACGGCUGAUGAGAUGAGAAGUGUUUCAGCCACAGACUGAAUAUAAAGUCUCAGCAGGACAUGAAGGCGGAAUGAUACACCGGAGAUGAACUAGUUCCAGGUGGAGGUGUCAAAGGAAGCCGGUGGACAUGGCUGCUGGAGUCUUACUCAUCAUCGCCUGUUUAUCUGUCUCUGCAAACCUGGCCUCUGGCGAAAGAUCCUUCUCUAUAGACUACAAAAACAACUGCUUCCUCAAAGAUGGGAAACCGUUCCAGUACAUCUCAGGCAGCAUCCACUACUCCAGAAUCCCACAACAGUACUGGAAGGACCGGCUUGUAAAGAUGUACAUGACCGGUCUCAAUGCCAUCCAAGUAUACGUGCCCUGGAACUUCCAUGAAACUGCUCAGGGGGUCUACAACUUCAACGGCGACAGAGACUUGGAGCAUUUUUUGGAUCUGGCCAAGCAGACAGGUCUCCUGGUCAUCCUGCGUCCGGGACCGUACAUCUGUGCAGAAUGGGAAAUGGGUGGAUUGCCUGCAUGGCUCCUUCAGAAACCAAACAUCAUCCUCCGCUCUGCUGACACAGAUUACCUGCAGGCAGUCAGUAACUGGCUCGCUGUUCUCCUCCCCAAAAUGAAGCCUUGGCUCUACAUCAAUGGUGGGAACAUCAUCAGUGUCCAGGUGGAGAAUGAAUAUGGAAGCUACUUCGCCUGUGACUACAACUACAUGCGUCACUUGCGGACUCUGUUUCGCUUCUUUGUCGGCGAAGACACGGUGCUGUUCACCACCGACGGAAACACGGACAAGGAAAUGAUGUGCGGGUCUCUGGAGGGAUUAUAUGCCACGGUGGACUUCGGCACAGACACCAACAUCACUGAAGCCUUCAGCCGACAAAGACGGUUUGAACCUCGGGGCCCUCUGGUGAACUCGGAGUUCUACACCGGCUGGUUGGAUCACUGGGGAGAUCAGCAUUCCGUGGUUGAUGUUCAGAAGGUCAGCAGAGUGCUAGAAGAAAUGCUAACCAUGGGCGCCAACGUUAACAUGUACAUGUUUGAGGGAGGCACUAACUUUGGCUACUGGAAUGGUGCCGAUCAUGACACCAGGUUCCGCUCAGUGGCGACAAGCUAUGAUUACGACGCCCCACUGUCUGAGGCAGGGGACCCCACAGAGAAGCUGUUGGCCAUCAGAGACGUCAUUAAGAAGUUUAGAGAGAUUCCUGUCGGACCCAUGCCACCAGAAACUCCCAAGUUUGCCUACGGCUUUGUGACCAUGAGAAAGGUCGGCAACAUCAGUGCUGUGCUGAACACCCUCUCGCCUCUGGGCCCAGUGAAAUCUCAGUAUCCUCUGACAUUUGAGGCGAUGAAACAGUACUAUGGAUUCGUGCUGUAUCGGACCACGCUGCCCCGGGACCUCUCGGUGCCCACGCCACUUAUCUCUCCACUGAAUGGGGUUCAUGACCGUGCAUAUGUGUCCGUCAAUGGGGUUUAUCAGGGCCUGCUGGAGAGAGACACGGUGCUGGUGAUGAACAUCACUGGACAGCAGGGGGAGACAGUGGACAUACUAGUGGAGAACAUGGGCAGAGUUAACUUCGGCAGCAAAAUCAAUGACUACAAGGGCCUCUUGAGCAAUCUGAUCCUGGGCAAAGACGUACUGACUGACUGGAUGAUCUACACUCUGGACAUUGAUGGAGCCAUCAGUGGUGGAUGGCCUCAUUCAGACAAACAGUCCUUCCCCGACUCUCAGAGGGAACCUUCAGCUGGACCUGCCUUCUACGUGGGGACAUUACAGCCCAACGGUAUGGCAUGGGACACCUUCAUCAAGCUCAAUGGAUGGACAAAGGGUCAGAUUUGGAUCAAUGGUGUGAACCUGGGGCGAUACUGGCCAGCCAGGGGUCCUCAACAGACUCUUUACGUCCCAGGACCCUUGUUGAGCACCACACUACCCAACAACAUCACAGUGCUGGAGCUGGAGGGGGCGCCAGCGCACCUUCGAGUUUACUUUAUGGAUCGGCCUCAGCUCAAUUUCACCGCUUAACAAUCUGAACAGAGUGAACUGAAAUCUGUAGCACAACAUAAACUAUUCAAAUCGUUCUGUACUACAAAAGGACCAUGGUUUUGUCUUUUGGUUUUAAUAUUUACUGUGAAAAAGAGAAGAUUGAUCAAUAAAUUGUAUUAUACUUUUUA